AUGCAUCUGCUGCCUACUGAUGAAGUAGCGAUCCAAUUUCUCGCAUAUCCCCAUGUCGGCCGUUACUCGUGGACGUUGCCCCCUUUCCUAUCCCGCGGGACGGACCACUUCGUCACCAUAGCUUUGAUGUCGCCGAAGACCAAUGAAUCGCAUCCACCUACACCUCCUAUGCCUGAAACCGAUGAGACACAGCCAGGGCUCCAUAUACGAUACAAUACGUCUAAUGAUAAUUCCGACCGGCGAAAGGGUGCGCAUAUGAACGAGGGACGAGCGAGCGGAGAGCUAGAGGGCAGCACUCUCGGUAGCAGCUCUCGGGAUGGCGAUAAAGGAGGCCGGGCCCAACGCCGAACGGCCAGCUCUGGCGGGUUCCUAGUGGAUUCAUCUUUUCUACCCAGGUCGAAGAGCUUGCGUGCAAGCCAAUACCUUCCUCGCCGCUCAGAAUCCAGCCGUAAGGAGAAGUGUGAAGCACCCGAACCGGACCUGGUGGUUCCGAAGAAGCGCUCGCGAUUCCCUUGGAUUCGGCAUAAAGAGCAGAAAGUAUCGCAAGUAGAACAGGCGGAGCAUACCAAUCAUACGGAGCAUACGGAACCCACAGCAGCGGAAGAGACUCCUGCUUCUUCUCAUCUGGAGCAGGAGGCGGCCUCUCAGGAGUCGCAUUCCAAGCAGACGGACAAUCAGGCCGCCGUAGGCCUUGAUAGGGAUUCGCUCCAGAUAGUGAAUCUUGCCUUGAAUCUGAGCGAGUCAAGAAAAAGAAAUAGCCUAGGUCGCUCUGCUUCAAAUCGUCUUUCAGGAGGUAGAUGGGCUCUGGCAGGUGGUCAGCCAUCCGCUCCAUACACUGGUAGACAUGCUUCAGUUCCAGUAACCGACCUGGGACAUGGCUCUCAACAUGGUCAAAGGGUCACACAAGCACCGGGUGAAGAUCAUACUAGAACAGUUGGCUCCAUUCAACCAGGUGGACUGUCGACCCAUGCGCCAUCUUCAGUGGCAAGUCUACUUCCACAUUCCGCUGGAUCGGAACCCUUGCCGCAGGGCUUCUCAGAAAGCACACUCGCUCGAGCUGAAAAAGCUCGUCGCCAUUUUGAGCUAUUUUCGGAAUAUCUACGACUACUUCCUUCCCUUCCUCCUCUGCAACCAUUUGACGAUCAAAAUGCCGAUUCAACAUCUGUAAAUAGCAGUGGCUUUCCAUCACACCGGGUCUACAAUCCUCUCCAGUGCAUUCGCAAUCGCAAAGUGAGAUUUCGUGAGCGCUGUGCAAUAGACACGGAGGCAGCCGGAUGGUACGAUACGGAGAAAGUACAUCAAUGGGUCGAUUCGGUGCAAGCUGAAUACGGCCAGCAACCGCAUGGUCCUCUUGAAUGUCUGCGGCUUCCAGCUUUUCACAAUUGCAAGGAUGCUAUGCCGCGUGCAGAGGUGGAAGAACCUGAUCAUCUUGCUGUCUCUCCUCCUUCAAGUCUAAGGCGUGCCAGCCGUGCUAGUAGCGUCAAAGCACGCAGGCCAAGAUUAGACUGGGUCAUCGACCCAGCAGAGUUCCUUUCCGAUGCCGCGUGGGUCGAGGAAAGGCAGAACAAGAGUAAGAUCGUUGAUAGGGAUGGAAAUAAUCUCUACCCAGAUCCCUCGAUCCUUAUUACUCCUGAUGAUAAUCAGACGCCCAUUGAACCAACGGAGCAGCUACAGAAUAACCGGCAAUCGCUAGACUCGGAGCACCCCACUUCUCGUACCUCCUUGUCUGAUUCACGCUCUGUUCUAGCAACAGAAUUCAAUAGAGUCGGGCGUGGACGGCGUCGGCACAGGUUCCACGGCUCUGGCCGUAGUGGAUAUGGAAUCGAAGCAUCAGGGAAAGUUACAGGCUCUAAGAGACAUAAACUGGGACUAUUAUCAAGUAGCUCUUCAAGCAUCUCUAGUGCUGAGGGGCGUUUGUACCGGGAAUCACCUAUGGAUAAUACGUUGUCCUCUGAGAGGGAUGUGUCCCCACUGCCCGGCGCCUCACGACUUCGAGCCUCUGAGGCGCUCUCAGAGUAUGACACCGCUAUGGAUACCAGACUGACGCCAACCCAUGAUACAUUUCCCCGUUAUGUGACCGGAAGAUCUCCUACUUGGGCCCGGUCAGAGGGAAAGCGAAGUUCUAUAUCCUCUAUCCCGAGCGUCGAUGAUCGCUACGACCCCCUGACGACCUUAUCGACUGCAGAAAGCAGGUCUCCCGAGCUCCAUGCACAGGUCGGCAUGUUUCCGAGUAUUGCGUCCAAUCUAUCCCCACCGGCAAGCCGUUCACCGUCGCCUACAAAGGGCCGCUUCUCACGUGCUAUUGGUGCUCGACAUGAGCGGAGCAAGAGCAAUAUUCGGGCAAAAGAUAACGCGGAUAAUAGCUCCCUGGAUUCGNCGGCUGUGCGCAAGGAUACUUCAGCUGGGCAUCCUGAGGUCAUUUCCCCGGGUGGAAGGCUGGAACCAAGCCCGCUUCCCGAUCGAAUCUCUUCGGCAUUUCAAGAAGACCCAUCAAAGGUCAACUCACAGAACCGCAAAGACGCAGUACAGGGCGAAUCCAAGCUGCGUGGAAUAUUCAAGGGCCCUGGGAAGAUCGCAGAGAAAGUGGGCAACGAAAUGUCAAAAGUAGGGGAUCUAAUACUCAAAAAGGAUAACGUUGCCCAGUCACGUAGAUCUUCCGUUUCAAGCACGGAUACUUCUGUUUCCGAUCCUCCCGAUGAUCCGGAAGAAGCUAGAGGGGAUAGGAUGUCUGGCGCUAAGUCUCUUUUGCGCCGGUUCCCUACGUUCUCCGACGAUCCCAACCGAACUUCACGCAAGAACAUUGAGAAGAUCAAUGCGAAGACCAAUGUGCCUCCUCCGUCUCCCUUUGCCUCCACGGCUCGGCAAGACCGUUUAGGAGAAUAUCAACCGUCUGUCUACGGCAGUCCUCCUAAGAACGGUGCUGACAUCGAUACGACGGAUUCACAGAGAGAAGUGGGCGGGUUUUCUACAUCUCUCCAUACGCCAGCAACAAAACAUGAGAAAUUACGAUUUAGCACUGAUAUCCAUACAGUGCAGGAACAAUACAAAAAGGGUAACAUCAGAGAUGUCAAUGUUCCCUUCAGUUUGACGAGGCCUCCUGUCACAGGUCUUGCUCAAGCGAGAGCAGACACUACUUCAUCGUCCCAGGAGAAACGCCCAAGACUGGCAACUGAGUCAAGAAGCUGGAGUAUAUCUAAUCGCAGCAUAUCUAGCUCGCUUGUUGUUGGUGUUCCUGGGAAGCGCGAAAUCGAGCGGACGCGGGCCCUUCUUCUUUCUUCGGGGAUUAAAGCCCGAGAGAUCACCCGGCGAGCAGAGUGUGUGCGGCAGCCACCACCAGAUUUCCUUCGACGCACAUUUGGUACGGAAGCAUCCGUACCGCAAGUAACUCGGCUCUAUGAGUACGAUGUAGCUGCACAGGGUCUGCUCAGAAGGUUCGAGAAAACACAUCGCUCGUUCCAACAAUCCAUAGACAAUUUCUCUGGUUCGGUCUCAUCUCCUUUAAGGUCGCAACUGAACAAGCUCGAGGACAUUGUCAAUGAUACCAUCUCGCCGCGUGUCCAGGCAGCCACACAGGACGCAGAGGAUUUGAGCGUCCAACUCAACACGACUAGUACGCUUGCUGUCAAGCAGCUGAGCGAUACACUCGACAAAGGAGUCAGGCGGCGUCAUCGCCGGUUGCGCUGGGUUCGGCGCACCGGGUUCGUGAUGCUUGAAUGGGCACUGGUUGGCAUGCUCUGGUGGGUUUGGCUGAUUGUAAUGGCUUUCAAGAUCUUGCGAGGGGUUUUUAGGGGUGUUCUUUCAGGUGUCAGAUGGGUCUUGUGGUUGUGA
Molecule: messenger RNA, 3828 nt
Organism: Aspergillus niger
Lineage: Eukaryota; Fungi; Ascomycota; Eurotiomycetes; Eurotiales; Aspergillaceae
Exons: 2
Coding region: 1-3828 (1275 amino acids)
Source: RefSeq, a predicted model, not a curated record